Papaver somniferum (opium poppy) is the source of this 1550-nucleotide messenger RNA. RefSeq names its product glucan endo-1,3-beta-glucosidase-like. The transcript has 4 exons. NCBI's taxonomy places the organism in Eukaryota, Viridiplantae, Streptophyta, Magnoliopsida, Ranunculales, Papaveraceae. The coding region runs from base 15 to 1394 and encodes 459 amino acids. Gene Ontology annotation, molecular function: hydrolase activity, hydrolyzing O-glycosyl compounds. The record is from RefSeq and is a predicted model, not a curated record. Gene Ontology annotation, cellular component: plasma membrane. Gene Ontology annotation, biological process: carbohydrate metabolic process.
UCCUCACCUCAGUCAUGGAGAAGCCUAACAGUGUCGUUACUGCCUUUCUCCUAGUACUACUUGUCGCAGUUACCCUUCUCAGAGGGGUCCAAGGAACCAUUGGUGUUAACUAUGGUACAGUUGCAGACAAUCUUCCUCCACCAUCACAAGUUGCACGUUUUCUCCUCGAGAACACCAUUAUUAAUCGUGUCCGUCUCUUUGAUGCUAACCCCUUCAUCUUACAAGCAUUUGCUCAUACUGGAAUUGCAAUCACAAUUACAGUUCCUAACAAACUAAUACCAGAUCUAGCAAAUUUACCUUUUGCACAAAAAUGGGUUAAAGCUAAUAUUCUCCCUUACUAUCCUGACACCAACAUAAUCCGAAUAUUAGUCGGUAACGAGGUUUUAUCGGCAGCUAACAAACAACUCAUUGGAAAUCUUGUCCCCUCGAUGCAGAACCUUCAUACCGCUCUCGCUGGUGCAUCCCUCGAUAGAAGGAUAAAAGUCUCUACCCCGCAUUCAUUAGGAAUUCUCUCCUCUUCAAGUCCCCCUUCAACGGGGAAGUUUCGAAAAGGCUAUGACGAUGCUGUACUUAAGCCGUUGCUUAACUUUUUAAGAGCUACGGAAUCCCCUUUUAUGAUAAACCCGUAUCCAUUUUUUGGAUGCUCAGCUGAAACACUUGAUUACGCAUUAUUUAGACCCAAUUCUGGUGUUUUAGAUGAGAAUACACAGCUCAUGUACAAUAAUAUGCUAGAUGCCCAACUAGAUGCAACUUUUUCCGCAAUGAAACUUGUUGGUUUCACUGAUGUCGAUAUUGUUAUUGCUGAGACUGGCUGGCCAUCUGCUGGAGAUCCAUCUCAGGUCGGUGUUGAUGCUAGAAGUGCAGCUCAGUAUAACGGAAAUCUCUUACGACAUGUAACCUCUGGUAUUGGUACACCUCUUAUGCCCAACCGGACAUUUGAGGCCUAUAUGUUUGCACUUUUCAACGAAAACAGGAAACCCGGACCAGUGUCCGAGAGAAACUUCGGAUUGUUUCAACCUGAUCUGACUCCUGUCUAUGAGAUUGGGAUACUACGACCUACGGCAAGAACAUCAGUACCAGCUGCAAACCCAACUCCAGUUGCAUCACCAAUAAAUCCAGUUCCUGUUAAGUCUAAAAAUUGGUGUGUCCCUAAGUCAAGUGCUGAACAAGAUGACUUACAAAAGAACAUUGAUUAUGUCUGUGGUUUGGGUGUUGAUUGUCGGCCGAUCCAAGAAAGCGGUCCAUGCUUUUUCCCUGACACUGUUCGGGCACAUGCAGCUUAUGCCAUGAACAUGUAUUACCAAGCUAUGGGACAGAAUACUUAUGAUUGUGACUUUAAACAUACAGGGGCCGUAACUACCGUUGAUCCAAGUUAUGGAAACUGUAAGUAUUGAUGUUGGCAAAUAUGAUAUUCAGAAGUAGAUACUUCUGUGCGUUUUUGUAUCUCAGUAUUUAAUCUUUAUGUAUUUUAUGAUACAUUGAUACUCAUGUGAUCUUCUUGUAUUCACAGCUAUUAUAGUGAAAUAGGUUUUAGAGUGUUUUGACAUAUU